ACUUGUCGGUAAAAAAAACACACACAAAAAUGGGGAUGAAACCCCGGAUGAAACGCGCUCCACUUCACGCCCUGGACACACCUCCAAAUUCGUCCAAUCAUAUUCCAGGGUAUUGAUGGUGUGUAUUGAUCGCUGAACUGUUUUUAUUAAUUUCGCGCUAGAUAGCGCUGACUGUGUCGUCUCUGUCGUGUCGCACGUCGAUUGUCAUGCAAUGCCGUCUUUAAUUUAGACGUGGACUGUUCUUUCAUAUGCUUAAUUGGAGCGAUAUAGCGUUGGCAGAAACAACUGAUCUGUACAGAAACGUAAAAAAAGAGGCGAGGAAUCUGUGCUGUAUUUUGGUUAUGACAACAGAUAUCAACGAUAACGGAAAACGUCGCAAAAUGACAGAAAUUACUGUGUCUGUAGAAAAUUUCAUCGACGGAAAGUUUAUGCCAGCCUCCAGGUUUCUGGAUAGCUAUGAUCCAUCAGUAGGAGAGGUUUGGGCUAGAAUCCCAGCUAGUGGAAAGCAUGAGGUUGAUUUAGCAGUAGCGGCAGCCAAACGUGCAUUUCCAAUAUGGUCGUCCAAAAGUCCAACGGAGCGAGCAAAGGUGAUGAACAAAAUAGCUGAUCUCAUCGAAGAAAAUCUUGACGACCUUGCAAAGAUGGAGUCAAAGGACCAAGGUAAACCUGUCUGGCUGGCAAGGGCGGUAGACAUUCCAAGAGCUGUGCACAACUUCCGUUUCUUUGCAUCAUCUAUUCUCCACACCAGGAACAGUUCUACCAUACUUGAUGUUGGAGCAACUAACUACACCAUGCAUAUGCCUAUUGGAGUAGUGGGUUUGAUCAGUCCAUGGAAUCUUCCCCUCUAUCUACUGACAUUCAAAAUUGCACCCUGCAUUGCUUAUGGAAACACCUGUGUUUGUAAGCCCAGCGAGAUGACUUCAGUGACCUCAUGGAUGAUUGCCAAACUCUUGGUGAAAGCAGGUCUACCGAACGGUGUCGUCAACAUGGUCUUUGGUGAUGGACCUGAAGCAGGGUCAGCAAUCGUUGAACAUCCUGAUGUUCCUCUUGUUUCCUUCACUGGUGGUACUGAAACAGGAAAGAAGAUUAUGGCCCUAGCCUCACCCCUCUGUAAAAAAUUAUCUCUUGAGCUUGGAGGUAAGAAUGCUGCCUUGGUGUUUGAUGAUGUAGAUCUUGAUGAGGUCAUCCCAACAAUGGUAAAGUCAGGCUUCAUAAACCAGGGUGAAAUCUGUCUGUGUAUGAGUAGGAUCUUUGUGCAAGAAAACAUCUUUGAGAACUUUGUCAACAAAUAUGUAAAUGCUGCAAGCAAUAUGUUGGUUGGUCCUCCCUCAGAAGCAUCCUCUAAACUUGGUGCCCUCAUCAGCAAGGAACACCUUAAUAAGGUCAAAGGUUAUGUUGCACUCUCUGUAGAAGAAGGUGGCAUGAUCCAUUGUGGUGAAGGGGUGGAUGAGAUAUGUCUUCCACAAAAAUAUAAAAAUGGUUAUUACAUGCUACCUACUGUAAUAACAGGACUUGGACCCUAUAGCAGGUGCAUGCAGGAAGAGAUCUUUGGCCCUGUUGUAUGUAUCGCUCCUUUCACCACAGAAGAAGAUGCAAUUGAAAAGGCAAACUCUGUGAAGUUUGGACUCUCCGCUUGUGUUUGGACCAAUGAUGUUAGAAGAACACACCAUGUUUCUCAGAAACUACAGGUUGGAACUGUCUGGGUCAAUUGCUGGAUGGUACGUGAUCUCAAUAUGCCUUUCGGAGGGAUGAAGGCUUCUGGGAUAGGUCGGGAAGGAGUCAAUGAAUCCAUUGAAUUCUUCACGGAAGCCAAGUGUAUCUGUAUCAAGCAUUGAAUGACGAUCUUCCAAUGUCUUUAUUCAUAAACAAAGCAUCUUGUUGUUCUCUCCAAAAAUCCAUGAUAUUUGCAUUUUGGCAUAUUUAUCGUUGCAUGAGGAAGGCUGUUAUUGAUGAACCAUUAACCCAGUUCACUUUACCUGAAAUUAGGGAUCUGUUUAGUCAAGACUUGAUGAACUUUAUAUGCUAAUAUAUUUAGAAACAUUAUACAUGUGUUUUGUUUGAACUAGGUAUGAUUAUGUUAAUAUGUGUACAAAAGUUAGGGAUCUUUGGAGUUUGAAUUACAUAUAGGUGAGUCUAUAAGAGAUUUGCAGUUAUUACUAGUGGGUCUUUGUUAACAUAAUGAGAGAGGUUAUAUAUUUGACGUGCACUUCCAAUUGAGUGAGCUCAUGUUAAGGCCCAGUACCACUGCACAAACUGAUGCAGAGAGGAUCUUGCCAUCCGUUCGAAAGGACUGUCGUGAGGAAGCCUGGCAGAUGUACAGAGGGAGUGAAUUUCAGAGUGUUGGGAAUACUACUUCAAAGGCUAUGAUAUGUUUAUAACUGACCACAGAGACAAAUGACUAUUAAUGCAAACAUUCUUUGCAUCUUAUGGUCCACCAACAGUGCUGGGCAUGAUAAAAUGCCUUCGACACAUUUUAUGUUUGAAAAAGGGGUUUUAGGCAGGGUUAAAUAUGGUAGAUGAGUGUUUGGACUUAUCUUUCAAAAGGAAAGAGGGACUUUAACUUUAUACGGGGAAAGGGGAGACUUUUUUCUCACAUUUUUCGCCAAUUUUGCCCAUUUCUGGAGUGGAUGAAAACAGAUGGCGCCACCACCAAAUAUUGUGCUCAUUUUCUGUGUCCUUUAUGCAUACGUUUUGUGUCCAUCGGGCAGUGGGACCGGGCCUUUAAUACAUGUAGGGGACCUAGGCUUAUUUUCAGUAAUCUUCAGUCAGAACUUAGUAAGCUUAUUUUGAUGGAUAAAAGUGUGGAAGAGCCAUGGUGUAGUGGUUCUGACUCUCGCCUUGUAAACAGGGGGUCGUGUGGUUGAAUCCCACCGCGGUCUAGCAUCCUUUGGCAAGGCGUUAAUCCACACUAUGCCACUCUCGACCCAGCUGCUAAAUGGGCACCUGGUAGGAUGUGAAAGUUAUUGUAAGUUUGAAUUUGCCAGCGCCAUUAUGAGGCUGCAAUGAAUAUAGGGAAUGCUCCCCAGAGAGUGGAAAUUGUGCACUUUUUUGCGAUAUUGAAAUUAAUCCAAAGACCGGGGUAAUGAUACGCUGUAAAGCGCUUUGGGCCAUCUGGGAAAAGGGCUACAUAAAAACUAGCUAUUAUUAUUGUAGAGAAUUUAUAAAUUCAUUUAGCCAGAACUGAGUGAGCUUAUUUGGAUAUGUUACAAGAAUUCAUAAAUUUGUAUAGUUAGAAAUAUGUGAGUGUGUUAGAGAUAGAAGUUAGAGAUCUAUGGAGUUAAGCACUACGGCCGUCAGAUGGUAAAACGGUCUCGAAAAUAGCUGUUCUGAGAAAAAUGACUUUAAAGUUUAGAGGUUUGAGCUUUUUUAUGAGACGGAAAUAAUGCAUUUUUAGCAAUGGGAAAAGAAGAAGCACAAUAAACACUAAUAACUGAAGAAUUUUAUUAAUGCUUUUUUGGGGAUUUCAUUAUGACAUAGAUAAGACUUUUGUGUAGAUUUUACCAUCUUACCCCAAUGCACAAUAUUCUUCAGCGAUUUUCGAGAUAGACCGUUUUACCAUCUGACGGCCGUGUGACGUGGCGGAAAACUGGUCUAACUCGAAGAUAGUCCAUUUUACCAUCUGGACAGCGAUGAUUCAAAAAUCUCAAUUAAGAAGGUUUAUGUAAAAGAUUUUACCUCCAAACGAUAUUACCGACAAUGGGCUAACUCAAAGAUAGACCAUUUUACCAUCAAAUCUGAAGGAAAAAUACAAAAAAGUACCAAGAUAGCGGAAAUUAUCUCUAAAUCAAGACAUGAUGGGAUUUUAGCGAUAGCACCAUUGGAAAGAACGCCCUCACAUUACAAGGAAAGUGAAUUUACCUCAAAAAGUCAAAUUUUCGAGUUAGACCGUUUUACCAUCUGACGGCCGACUAGGAAAGCUUAUGUUAAUAUGUAUAGAGAAAUUAGAUAUCUGUUUUGUUAGAACUGAGUGAGAUUAAGUUGUGAAGAGAAGUUAGGGAUCUGUGCAACUGAAUGAGCUUAUGCUUUUAUAUUUGGAAUUCGAGGAAAAGGCUGUGCUGCAAUUGAUGACAAUAUACAUGCACUUUGAGGUUAUGUGAGUUUGUAAUUAUAAACUUUUAAUACGUAGGUUUGAAAUUGCCAUGAUGGAUUAAACCUAACUUAACCAACCUAACCCUAUUAGAAGUGAAAACUAAUUUGAUAAAUUAUACACCAAUGGAAAGCUACUGAACAAGUUUCAUACUUUUCAUGGCUUGCUUGCUGAAUAUUUGCUCUAGAAAUGGCCAGAUUGCAAAAAUAAAAAACGAUGUUUCACGGCUACUUUGCACUUCAUAACUGCCAGGAUACCAUGACCUUGUUGUGAUUCCAUCAGUUUGUAUGGCAGAAAGUUCAAGUAGUUUCUUGUUUUCCAGAAUACAAGUUCAAAUUCCAAUAAUGUGCACAGAAAGAUUCCUUUCGAAAUACUUUGACAAAUGGAUCAAACUAUACAAGUCAUUUGGCUAUGACUUGUAUGUCAAAGCUGUAACUUAGAUCUGAAUGGAGAUACGUGGGUGAAAAGUUGCCCCAAAUAAACAAAAUCAAAUUUUGCCCAAAAUAAUGUAAAAAACUAGAUUUCAUAAAAUUAAGCAGGACAUUUAAUGUUAUUUUUCUGUGUGAAUUGUUUAAAAAAAGGAUUUGUUACACUGAACAAGAAAAAAGUAAUCUUUUCUAAAUGCAUAGCACAUUCUUUAUUGGACCAAUAUUCUAAUUACUUGCUGUGUUAAUUUAUGUAUGAAAAUCAGCAUUGACUGUCUAUGGUUUAAACCUCCUUCAAAAUAAUCUGUGAAUUGAACUAUGUUGCUAAAGUUUGUCAGUAAGUUGUCGUCAAUAGUUAGCAGAGAUUAAUUUACCAGCUCUAAUUAUAAAGGUAUUGUAGACUUGUAAGAAUUUGUGUGUGAAUAUAAUAUAUACUCAGGGGAUGGGAUCUCUGCCAACUUCAAUUUGGAGAUUAAAUCUUUUAUUUCUUUUCUAUCCAAAAACUUGUGUUCAUUUUCAACAGCAAAAAUUUGAUAUGUUUAUGUACAAUUAUAGUCUCAAAUGCUAUUUAUGGCUGUAUUCUAGAUUUGCCAAUUUGAUGAACAGCAUCACUGUUGUAUUUAUUUAUUUUUUUUUGCCUAAUUUAUAUUUUUUUCUUGAGAAAUACAAAGUAAUGGCUAAAAGCUCUAAAAGGAUAGCUAGCACUUAUGUUUCAGUAAUAAAUGUAAAUGGCAUGCAUCAAUUUUGUAGGAAUACAGGCAUAUCUGAGUAUUAACAUUUAUGAUUUGAUUAAAUAACAAUGAAGUCAGAUAAACUUUAAGUGUAGUAUGUUAUAUCAUGGACCUAUUAGAGGUGAACAUUCAAUCCGAUCCUUUCGAUGAUCAAGUGACGCCUAGUGAUUAUGUGCAUCUUAAUGAGAACGUACACAGGUUUUGACAGUAGCGACUCAUUACCAAGGCGAUUAUUUAAAAAGGGGCAGCUUUCCUGGUUUUGGUUUUGUUGGCUGAUGCCCAGUUUCAGAAAAUGCUUUUCAAUCAACAUACUUUAGAUUUGGAGCAGUAAUAUGGAGAAGCAGAUGAUUUUGUGGCAUAAUGGUCUAGUGGUUAUGACUCAUGUCUUUCAAUUUGAGGGACGUGGGUUCAAUUCCAAGCCAUGGCGUAUUUUCCUUCAGCAAGAAAUUUACCCAUAUUGUGCUGCACUUCAACCCAGGUGAGGUAAAUGGGUACCUGGUAGGAAUUUAUUCCUUGAAACGCAGUACGCGUAAUAGCUGCUCUGCUAAAGCCAGGGUAAUUAUGCUGUAUUACUUGAAGAGCACUUAGAGACUUCUGACAAAGUAAAUGUUAAGAGCUAUAUAAGCAAGUAUGAUUAUUAUAAAAUGUGUUAUUAUUGUAUAAUAAAUGUAUAUUUCAAACAAUAAAAAAGCAAAAGAAAUAGUAA
Molecule: messenger RNA, 5949 nt
Organism: Lytechinus pictus (painted urchin)
Lineage: Eukaryota; Metazoa; Echinodermata; Echinoidea; Temnopleuroida; Toxopneustidae
Product: 2-aminomuconic semialdehyde dehydrogenase-like
Exons: 9
Coding region: 249-1835 (528 amino acids)
Molecular function (GO): oxidoreductase activity, acting on the aldehyde or oxo group of donors, NAD or NADP as acceptor
Source: RefSeq, a predicted model, not a curated record